Phaeodactylum tricornutum CCAP 1055/1 is the source of this 1583-nucleotide messenger RNA. RefSeq lists its product with no specific name. The record is from RefSeq and is a predicted model, not a curated record. Bases 244 to 1392 code for a protein of 382 amino acids. The transcript has a single exon. Lineage: Eukaryota; Bacillariophyta; Bacillariophyceae; Surirellales; Neidiaceae.
GUCUCGAACGUGUGUUCGCGUCUCUGCCGCGAAUGUUGACCAUGGCGGCACUGCUGAGCUGGUGAUAGCUCCGACAUGCUUUGAAAGCUGUUAAUUGUUCCACAAAAGUUAGCUCCCCCAGUUUACAGCCAUCUGUCUUGAUUUGAAUCCACGGCGAGCUUCAUUGUGUCCCAGGUUUAGUUGCGACGCUUCUGUGUCUACGGCUUUUUCUCCGUAUACCAUCGCUUCAUCACAACAUUUAGAAUGCUGGCCAAUUCGAUGGCGAUGUUCCUGAAUUUUGCUGUUCUGUUGAUCUCAAGGGACCUCCUUGUUGAUGCUUCAUUUGUCGGUCCUUCCUGUUCGACGUUCCAAUCUCGACAUUCCUCAGCCGUUCUAGCCACACCCCGCGAGGAAGCCGAAGCACUGAUCGAACGGGCCCGGAAAAUGCGAGAAGAAGUUGCCGGAUUGGAAGGGCGUCCGAUCGAACAGGUCGAAGCCGAAGCCAAGGCUAAACGAGAAAAUCGACAGCAACGAGAAGAGGCUGCCGCCGCUUCUCGCCAAGCUAAAAAAGAAGCUGUUUCUGAGCGGAAAACAGUCAAUGGUAGUUUCCUGAGCGUACCUGAAACCUUUGACGAUCAAGUGUAUCAAGCAAAACAAGCUGUGGAACGUGCGUGCAAGGAAGGAGUGACUCGGCAAGUGAUCCGGUUUGCUUUAGUACCUCCUGGUGAUGUUUUGAACGAAGAUCGACAGUGGCCCGGUGGAGCUCAGCAAAUGUACCGGGAAGCUGCUGGGCCACUCACUCGUGAAUUGCUUCGCCAAGUACGUGUCAGUCCGACUAACGCAAGUGGAGAUACUGCCGCAACGUCCUGGACAAACAAGCCUAACGUUACAUCGCAGGAUAUCUGGGAUUUUGACGGAUCGGCUUGGGUAGCGGCUACAUAUGAAGGUACCUACAACACGAUUCAGGCGAUGGUGUUGCCGAAUACCGACAACAAGUACACACUGGAUAUCCAAGGCAUGAGCGAAUCUCUCGGGAUGGGUCAAUUACUGAUUUUGGUGAAUCCUUUUUGGAGAGACGUAGAAAGUUGGGGUUUUAAUUUACUCGCGCCCAAAGCGAAGGCCCUAGCGCAGGAAAUUAUUUUUGACAGCGGCUUUGAAGAAACUUACGUCCUUUUACAGAAGUCUAUACAGGGCGAAGACUGCAUUGCGCUUAAGGCGUUUCCAUACGAUUGGCAACUUUUUGCGUACGCUGAAACCGAUUAUUGGCCAUACGACCAGUAUAUCGUCCAUUUGGGAUCUACCGCAGAGGAACCAAAAAGCACUGACUUUGUUCCGCUCCUCCAACAAAGGGAGGAAUUUCGGUUGAGCAAGAAUAUGCGGCAAAUGCAAAGAAUGCUGAAAAAGGAUGAAUGACAGAAAAAGUCCUUACGAGAUGCCCGAGGAGGCAUAACCGCCAACUGGUCUCUCUCUUUGUGUGUCUGUAAGAUGAGAAACAAAGGAAAAGGAAGAACAACUGUUGAGUUCCAUGAUUUUUUGCUGCUGUUCUGUCCAUGUUUUUAAUGCUGGUAAUUAUAUUUGGAUUUUUAUUAGAAAUCACAAUCGAA